Messenger RNA from Dissoconium aciculare CBS 342.82, 3397 nucleotides. RefSeq lists its product as uncharacterized. The record is from RefSeq and is a predicted model, not a curated record. Lineage: Eukaryota; Fungi; Ascomycota; Dothideomycetes; Mycosphaerellales; Dissoconiaceae. The transcript has 2 exons. The coding region runs from base 484 to 2955 and encodes 823 amino acids.
GCCUAGGUUUAUCACCACCACCGCCAUCACAACAUCAACUCUCCACCUACAGCAAGUUCCAACUCCCUCUGAUCUCUGAGAUUACAACACCAUUAACCAUACACACGCGCAUAUAUAUACAUACACAUAUAUAUAUAUAUCCAUACACAUCUCUGCGCGCUGUUGUUCCUGGCCGCUGUUUCUCCGCCCGGUCGCGGUUUCUCCUCCCCGAUCCCAUAUCAUCAUCCCACCUGGACGCGUCAGGAAAAGACCACCAAACUCCGAAGCAGGAAAACCCGCCACUUUUAGAGGCCUACAGUAACAUCACAGACGGCGGAGCGGAGCGGAGAUUGUGCCUGGACCGUCGUGCACAUCUCUUGGCCCCAUCCUGGCCAUCCGACAACGACAAUUGAUUGUUCCGUUUCACCAUUCCUCUGACCCUGACACCCAGCGCACACGCCCGCCGCGUGGAGAGCAUGCCGACGACACACGUUCCUGGUAGCGAUGACGGAGCGUGAGCCCGUUCCCGACCCAAUCCACGCCUUUCUCGAUUCCCUCGUCGAUGAGGGCCAACGUCUCGGCGAAAGUGCGCAACAACAACAACGACAACGACAACGACAUCCUCUCUCAACGGCCGCGGCGGAUCAUCCGCCAUCGUCUCUAUUAUCCUGCUGCUGCGGAAACCAAGCCUGCGCAUAUCUCGCUCACAAUCAAACCACCCUCAACGCCCUCGCGCGUGAUGUUUGCGAGGCCGGCAAGCUCGGCCAGGCGCUGCUGACCCGGCACGAAGCUUACGUCAAGGACUCGGAGCAAGACCGGUCCAACCUCGCCAUGAAGAUCGAAACCUUGGAGAAGGACAAGCUGGGCCUGGAGAAGCUCAACGCCGAUGUCGUCCGCGAGAACCGGGGAUUGCUCGACCAAUUGGAGUCCCUCAAUGACGCCAUCAUCGAUUCGGACAAUCAGGUCACCAACCUGCAGGCUACUUUGCAGUCCAGCCAACAAGAGAUCCACCGGUUGGCCCACCUCGCCGCGAGGACUGCGAAGCUGGAAUCGCAGAUCGCCGACUUUGAACGGGAUCAAGCCCGCUGGCAAUCGACCCUCACCGAUCGGGAACAGUCGGAGAAGGCCGCGUUGCGAAGAUGGCAGCAAUCGGAGAGGACUUUGGCCGACAUUUCACGACAGAUCGAAGCGAUCGAGCUGGAAGCGAAGGAGGAGCGAGAUCGGCACGCGGAGGUCGUGGCGCGGAUGGAACGCAGGCACGCCGUGGAGAGGGAACUCGACUCGUCAGCUGCUCGGUUGAAAGGUGCGGCCGCGGUCAAGACCGCAGAGAAUGCCACUCAAGGAACCAAUGUCGUGUCACACUUCGUUCGCGAUUUACUGCAAGACAACACAGCCCUACAGAGUGGCGUCCUGGAAUUGCGCGAGAUGCUGGACAACUCGAAUUUACAAGUGGAAGCCCUUCGUCGACAACUCACCGAUCAGCAGGUCUCUGCGCCGAUCACUCCUUCCGUAGUACGGCCACAGCCUGAAGCCAUCCGGACGGAUCUCAACGACGAGAUGAAACGGGCCAAUGCUCAAGAAUUACAUGUGCACCAUCAUUACCACGCGCCUUCUGCUCCCAAACAACCUGCUGUGAUCCGCCGUCCGAAGAAGAAACGAUAUGGCGCACUCAUGUCCGGUCACUUCACUCCCCCAACGUCAGGAAUCAGCACACCGCGAUCUUCGAUCUCGUACAGUGUCCCCUCGUCACAUGCCGCCAUCCUCUCCUCCACAGCCGCGAGCUUACCCGAGAACUAUCACGCGAUGCGUGCCUUUUCUGGUCCCAGCUCCCCCGGCUCGACGAAUCGCACAUCGUCCAUCUUCGACAACGUGUUCAGCGAUGCAGGUCUAGACUCUUCGCGACCCACCACCCCCGGUACCGAGGAACCCGCCUCUCCGAUGAUGUUCCCCAUCCAUUCCAAACGUUCAUCGAUCAGUUCCUUUCAGCACCGGAGCCGGCCUUCGGGGCAUCGGAGCCGCUCCUCGUUGGAUGCGAUCAUGGACGUCGGUUUCGAGCACCUCGAAGGUCUCGAUCUACGUAUGAACCAAGAGAGGCCCAUCCCCGAGGAGGAAGAUCUCUCCUGGGACGAGUCACAUCACCCAUCCGCCGAGGACGAAACCCCCAGUUCCAAUGACCAACACGCCGUCCCUUCCCUCUCCGACGAACUCGACCGCGCCUACGAACGCCGCAACCGACGCCUCCGCCGCGUCAACUCCCACGACUCCCUCCUCUCCGUCUCCGGCAUGGACAUCCAUCUCCCCGCCAACAGCACGAGCACCCUCAAACCCCGUCCCUCCCAACUCCUCGCGCCCUACAACUCCGCCUCCCGAUCUUUCACCACCCAGGCCGUCCUCAGCGACGCCACCGCCCACGCCGCCCGCCCGGCCAUCCUCUCCUCAUCGUCGUCCUCAUACGCUUCCACACACAGUCUCCUCAGCGGCAUGGCCGCCGACCGCUUACAUCCGAACAAAGCCUCCUCGUCCUCCUCAUCCUCCUCCACCAACAACAACGCAUCCUCCUCCUCGGGAAGCGGCAGCGGUCUCGGGAACCGCAUCGGCUGGGUCUUCGGGAAAUGGGGCGCGACCCCCACCCCCGCCGUCGAACCUCCCCCAUCAUCAUCGACAACAACGACCACAUCAACCGCCCGCUCCCCGAGCAUAUCCUCCGUGGCCGCCAGCACGACCAGCAGCAGCAUCGUCAGCAGCAGCAACAACAACAACACCGACGAUGACGUCCACGCAUCGCCCUCAGCCACCGACCCCCAACUCACGCCCAAACCGGCGCCUCUGCCCGCGCCCUCGAGGCUCCGCUCCUUCGGCGUCAACCAAUCCGGCCCCAUCCCGUUCUUCCCCGUCGAGACGAAGACCCCGCCGCGACCGCCCGUCGUGAACGUGCUGGACGAGGAGGGCUUGCGGAAAGUCCUCGACAUGGGAUGAAGAUCAAACACAUGGGGGUUUCGUCAUCCCAAGAACAACAACGAAAGCAUAAAAAUAUAGGGCGCAUGGCUGGGACUUCUUCCUUCGCCCACCCCCCCUUGCUUCGGAUGGAUUUCUCGUCGAGUGUGUCUGCGAAGUGGCUGUGAAGAACGAACACGGUCCAAUGAACAGGAUUGUCUGGAAUGAGGGCGCAGGAAUGAAUGCACGGUGGUGGUUUUUUUGUCGGCGGGGUGAACGGGGUGGAUGUCACGAUGAUGAUGAUGAUGGUAUGGGAACGAUUCCUCCCUCUCUCUCUCUCUCUCUCUAAAUUUCCUUUAUUCCUUCCUCUCUCUGUCGUCUCACGAGCAAACGCGGGAUUUCCUCACGCUGUGGUUUCUCGGCUGCCUCGUUUCUCGUUACAUCUCUCUCUCUCUCUCUCUCUCUCUCUCUCUCUCUCUCUCUG